AUGAGUGCCGACGAAGUCUCUCGGAUGUUCAUGCCUCGCAAAGCCGCCCAGCGCACCACCUCGUCCUCGUCCAUUGCUUCAUCUGCAUCCUCGAACUCGACCGUCUCUGCAUCGUCAGUGCAGACCAACGGCGCGCCCGUCGACGGAUUUGCAAGAAAGAAACCUGCACGCAGCCUAUGGCCGCCGUCGAAGGCCGAGCCCACAGCAGGUUUGUCCACAGCGCGGCCACAAUCGGUGGCUUCUUCAACGUCGGGGCCGUCCGCAGCUUCUGGGCUGUCGGCGCUACAUACUCCAUCAUCGAUGCUGCCAUCACAAAACGGCGUCCAACCGCAGAAUCAGCUCAAUGGCGCGCCUAGGCCGCAAGGACAGCCGGAGUCCGCUGCUAUACUCCACCUGUUGCCGAUGAACGGCACUUUCGAGCGGAAGACCAUCAGCGUCCCAUUUUAUCCAGAUGUCCUACGCAUAGGCCGACAGACGAACAACAAGACCAUACCGACUCCGACAAACGGCUACUUUGACUCCAAGGUGCUUUCACGACAGCACGCCGAAGUAUGGGCAGACCGCAACGGCAAGAUAUGGAUUCGAGACGUCAAGUCCUCAAAUGGCACUUUUGUCAAUGGGCAAAGGCUGUCGCAAGAGAACAGAGAUUCCGAUCCUCACGAGCUGCGCGAGCAAGACAUGCUAGAGCUGGGGAUCGACAUCGUCAGCGAAGACCAGAAAACAGUAGUGCAUCAUAAGGUCGCCGCGCGAGUGGAACAUGCGGGCAUAUACACGAAUGGCAACAACAUGAUGGACAUGAACUUUGGUGACCUUGAUCCGUCCGCAAACGGUGGUAUGAUGAACGCACCGAUGGGUCAGAACAUGGGUCAGCUAAGAGCUCGGAAUGGAAGUCAAGGAUCCAUGGUCAGCAACGGACGGCUAGGCGGCGGGAUGGGUGGCAUGGUGAACAACGUGGGAGCAUUGGGUCAGACGCCAGGCAUGCUAAUACGGCCAUGGCUGCAGACCAUUACCGUGGAGCAGGUUGUUAAGAAGCUAAACUCGGAAAUCAGAAGUGCCAAGCAGCAGUCCAUCGACCUACAGCGAGCGGGCCAGUAUGUCGACUCGCUUCUGGCAGGCGAACUGAAGAAGGAGGGCGCCAAGCUUUUGAACGUGCCUCAGUCGAAGCUCUCGCCAGUCAAGGGAGACCUGAAAGCACGGUUCUCGGAUCCGCCGGCGCCGCCGCCUCAGCAGCCGUUACCCGAAAAGCCGGACGCCGCUCGCAUUACAGCUGAAAGUGUUUUGCCCUUACUACGGAGGAGUGAUACGGCGAAACCAAAACUACCAAUGGCUGACAGCUCACCGCUACGGUCUGAUCAAGGUUUACAAGUCACGUCGCUUGUUGAAGCCUUGACGUCGGCGAAGAAGGAACUUGAAUCGCAGAACGGCCGCUUGAAAGAUCUGGAGGAGCUGCUAGCGCAAGAGCGGCAAGCUAGGGAAAGCGCAGAAGAACGCGCGCAACGUCUAGAAAUGGAGUCCAAGAAGGAUCUAGUAGCUCUGGAUGACACCGCUCCGAACGAGGACUUGGAAUCCACACGCCAAAUUGUUUCUGGGGAUGCGAGCUCGGACACGGCAGCCGUUGACGCCUCAACUUCUAGGUUGCAGAAACGGCUUGAGCUUUUGGUUGCUGAAUUGGGGGAAGUGAAAGAGCAGUUGGAGAAGGAACGAUUCAGUCGAAGAGAUGCGGAGGCUGAGCGCGAUGCGGUGCAAGAGACAUUGGCGGAAAUGGUUGAGAAGCUCAGACAAAAGCAAGAUGAGCAAGCAUCGCGCGCCUCCCCCGAUCGAGCACCAGUAGCCAAUGGCGACAUUGAGAAGAAGAGAGAAGAGGAGGAACAGUGUCUGAGCACAGCUGCGAUGCUCAGAAAGGUAGGUAUCGAGCAGAAUGGUCGGCCGGUCACUCCCGAGCAGGUCAGGGAGUUGGAGCAGGCCAUGUCCCAGGCGUUGGCGACGAAGUUCGGGAAGGGAGAUCAGCUUGUGCACCUUUCGCCGUUCGCGGCUGCCCUUGCCGUCAUCCUCACCGGCAUCGGUCUGAUGAGCUACCUCAACGGGCUCCCGAAGAUCGAGCGAUGA
Coniosporium apollinis CBS 100218 is the source of this 2106-nucleotide messenger RNA. RefSeq lists its product as uncharacterized. Gene Ontology annotation, molecular function: protein binding. Lineage: Eukaryota; Fungi; Ascomycota; Dothideomycetes. Bases 1 to 2106 code for a protein of 701 amino acids. The record is from RefSeq and is a predicted model, not a curated record. Gene Ontology annotation, cellular component: cytoplasm. The transcript is spliced from 3 exons.